Messenger RNA from Dermacentor andersoni, 3371 nucleotides. RefSeq names its product tudor domain-containing protein 3-like. NCBI's taxonomy places the organism in Eukaryota, Metazoa, Arthropoda, Arachnida, Ixodida, Ixodidae. The record is from RefSeq and is a predicted model, not a curated record. Gene Ontology annotation, cellular component: nucleus. Gene Ontology annotation, molecular function: protein binding.
GUCUUUGUCAUGCACAUGUGUUGAAUGCUCCAGUCUGCCACAUUGGCUGCAUGUGCUUAUCCAACAAAGGUAAAGUGGGCCAUCUCAUCAGGCCCUGGAACAAUCAUUGUUUAGUACAGAACAAGCGGCUAAUGCCAACGUUUUGAAUGGAGUGAGUAAAAACUUUAUUAAUUGAAGGGGUGAGGGAGGCCUAGCUCGUAGGCUGCCAGGCUGAGCUUCUCUAAGACGUUUUCAGCUCGUGCCAGGACCAGUGUCUGGAUGUUUCGUUUGGUGCUGGAAACAAGGGCCUCCCUCUGUUCUUCCGUGGGGGGUGGCAAGAUGAGCCAUUCAUUGGAGGCACCCAUAGAAAUUAAUGCAAGUAGGAAUUGCUGUCAUGAAGCUAUUUGCAUGUGCACUUGAAAUAGAUGCAGAUUUGGGACUAAAUUGAUACUGGUUGCAAAAUGUUGCUUUCCAUCUUGCUUUUGCAAUAAGCUAACAAAGCACUACCAGCACACGCAUAGGAGGCCGCUAGUUUAUAUGCAGCCAAAACUUUCCGUAUUCAGAGGCCUCUGAAGCUACACUCCAAAGAAACGUUUACACCUUUUGGAGUGUGUAUCUGCCACACAACAUAAUCUGCCUUGCUCGAGUUUCCUUUCUUGAAAACGCCGUGCCCGCUAGUUUCCUGUCGGCUAUGUUAUGUCAUGCUGAUAACGCGCAUACCGUUGGUUGCUGGGAAGUACCGGGCUCGCAGCUUUAAAGAAAGGAAAUGCAAAAAAGACGUGAUUAUCGUUGAGUGGCAAGACUCGAAGGGUGUAAACUCCGAGUGUAGCAGUAUGGAUCGUGGCGUAAUGUUAGCAAAGGCCACAUCGUACUUGUGGCCCAGCCAGGUGACCGGAGAAGCUGUGCCCUGAAAGGUGCGUCGACACGGCGUUACCGGUCGUUCCGUGCAAUCGUGUAGUGACCAGCAUUUUCGAUUUUGGUCGCAUGGAUGCGGUCAGCUACCAGGUUCUUGAGCGCCGAAGGACUCGAAGAAUGCAUAGAAAGCUUGGAGAAUCCCAAGCCGGAAGACGUAAUCCGGAAAGCAGUGAACUUUGAUUUAGCCGAUAUUGGAGAAGGUGGCCUGCCAGAAGAUGUCUCGAGGAACAAAGUGGAUUCGAUAACAGGACCAUUGGUUGUUCAAAUUCAGAAGAUACGAAACGUUGCUGCGCCCAAGAGUAACCCAGAAUCGGACCAUUCGCCCAGGCUACUGCGACUGCAUCUGUACGACGGAACUUCAUACUGCAGUGCCAUUCAAUGGGGACGGUGGAACAACAUAAGUCUUUCUACACCCCCUGGCAGCAAGAUCCUCCUCAAGAGUGAACCAAUACCUGUUGUGAAUGGUUUCCUUCUGCUGGCAGAACAUAAUUUUAAAUUCUUGGGUGGCAAUGUGGCACAUCUUAUCGAAAAAUGGGAGCUGGCCAAGAACUUGAGCCACCACAAACGUACUGCUGGGGAAGAGGGCGGUGCUCCCCCUUGGGUUCCCUUUGGGCAGAAGAUAGAUGCAAGCAGGCUUAAGAACCUCAAAGGCGGGUUCAAGUCUAUGGACCUUUGUCAGAAGGAUACCAAACCAAAUGAAUCUUUUGAGAAACAUCGACAGAUGACAAUAGCCGAGAUAUCUCGAGCAAAGGAAGGAAAAGUGAAAGUUUUUGGUGGUGGAAAGCAGCAACCCCAAGAUGGAGAUAUUGCUCAGCUGGUUGGCCUUGGCUACUCUGUGGAUGCUGCUGUUAGUGCUCUGAAAACACACAACUGCGACAUUGCUGCUGCAAUGCAAGCCUUGGAGUUGUCUGACCGAAACAGGAGAGAGCGGGCCAACCGACCAGAAACAGGACGAAAGCGUAGAGAGCCAAGGGAACGUGAUUCAGGUGAUGAGAAAGCUCCUAGUCGCCCAUCAGGGCCUAGCACCCUCUUUGAUUACUUGCAGAACCAGAUCUCUCUUCCAAAAGUGCCUGAUGUAGAAGAUUCCCACCUGGGUGACCAACCUUCCGAGGUCCACUCUACACACGACCACUCUAAUCGUGGAGGCCACAGCAGUUCAAAGGGCCGUGCAAAUGGACCGUCAAGCAACAGUGGCCGCUUUGGUCAGCAGCAGCAGCAUCCGCCAUCCCAGCGGUAUCGUGGGCAUAAAGAAUCAUCGAGAGGGGAAGGCGAUCACUCGUACCAGAACCAUCUGCACGAUGGGUUUUCUUCUGGCUUUUAUUCCAACAAUGCCGGCCCUUACAACAGGCACAGGGUCUCUCAAGAAAGCGGUGGACCACCUCAGCAAUCACGGACUUAUCAAGGGAACCACAACAAUCGGAGUCACCCACGGCAGUCCCCAGUUGAUGGGGGGGACAGACGGCGCAUGCCUCAGGCUUGCGACUUGGCACCUGGCUCAAGACCUGCACCCCGUGGCGGUGACCGUAGCUUUUCCGACUCAAAAUCAUCUGGCACCAAACGGCUUUUCUCUGGACAGAAGGUGCUGGCCAAGUAUUGGGAAGACGGCAAGUUCUACCGGGCCCUGGUGCACGAGGUGUCGGCCAACGGCAACACGUGCGUGGUCAAGUUCGUCGACUACGGCAACCACGAGGAGGUGCUCUGCUCGGACGUGCAGACCGUGUCGCUCGCCCAAUGGGACAAGGGCCAGUCUAGCUCGUCUCGACAGGAGUACCACCGCCAGGCCGGAAGCAGUGGCACAGCCGGUGGCGGCGGUGGCAGCGGAGGCGGCGGCAGCCAACACGGCCCGCCUCCUCAGCAGCACCAGCAGCACCAGCAGCAGUUUAGCAGCAGUCGGGACUCUGAGGACUACCGUUACCUAGAAGCGAUGAUGCAGAACGAGGCGGCCAACGCCGCCGCCUCGCAGCAGCAGCCGCAGCAGCAGCACCACCACCAACAGCCGCAGCAGCACCACCAGCCGAACUACCACCACCACCAGCAGCAACAGCAGCACAAUUACCAGCAGCAGCAGCAUCACCAUCAGCCUCAGUAUCAGCCACAGCAGCAUCAUCACCGGCCGCCGACGGACGGCUACGAACACGGCGGGUACCGACAGAGGCCGCCGCCGCAGCACCACAAGCCACAGCAUCACCAGCCGCCACCGUUUGGCGGAGGACAAGGGCGCCCGCAGCAGCAGUACUAUCAGCCGCCCGCGCAGCGGCGUCAGCCUCCGACCUGAGCCUGUCGGCGGAAUCGUGUAGGGUCGUCUGCGGGCGGGUUAGGAACGGUGGCGCCGCAAUCGGGAGGUGACUGCGACGCACGCAGCGACCGUGGACACUGCCGUGAAUAAACGUAAAACAAGUGCCUGUGCACUCCUCUCGGAGGGCCGGUAAACCCGGCGGAAUGUCAUCUCUGGACGAUCAGCCAAAAAGGAGAAAAGG